UAUAUAUAUCCCAUCGCGACUUACAUUCCUAAUUUGAAAAACAUAUCAAAAGAAUACAGUUGAUUGUAGAAGAUGGCAAGCAUUCAGAACGGAAAGUUUAGCUUUCACAGGUGUUUUUGUCCACAGAAUUAUUCGCAAAAAAUGGAAAUCCCCAUAUCAUACAUGGACCCUGUGCAUAGGGACUCCAUGCGGAAAACCUUGCCAAAAAAGGUAUUACUUAGGAAUUCUACUAUGAAAAUUUGGACUGUGAGGAUAACACAAACUGAAGAUCGUGUUUUCUUCCACGAUGGUUGGGAAAAAUUUGUGAAGGACCAUCGUUUAAAAUCUGGAUAUCAAUUGGUUUUUGAGUUUGAUGGUCAUAGUGUGUUUGACUUUUUGUUAUUUGACAAUGAGUCAAAUGUGAAGAUCUUUGUCAUGAAAAAGUUGGAAAAAAUUGACAUCAAGAAAGAAUACCAUAUGGAAGAAACAUAUACAAAGGUGAAUGGUGUUGCCGGUGAUGAUGCUAAUGAUGGGGCUAGUGAUGGGGCUGGUGAUGGUGUUGAUGAUGGUGAUGCUGAUGAUGGUGCUGCUGCUGAUGAUGAUUAUAUUGGUGGCAGUGGCGGUGGAGAUGAAGGUGAUGAGGACGAGGAAGAGGAGGUCCCACAUUUGAAGAGGAGACGACAUAAGAGAAAUGUUGGUGCUGAGGAGCGAAUCUCCCGCAAGGAAACUAAGGAUGUCCCUGACCAUUAUGGAGUCGAUAUUUUCAAGUCUGGACAUUAUACUCAACCAACAAACCCUUACUUCGUGGCAGGAAUCAGAUCAAAAAGGCGCAAUGACUUGUAUAUACCAAGGGAUGUGAUCAAGGAUAUUGUAUUACCGCCAACUAUAAUCCUGCGUGACCCGAGAGGCAAAGAAUGGAUAAUGAAGGCCAAGGUUUGGGCAGAUGGGCGAACGUGGAUGAGCGGGGGUUGGAUGAAUCUAUGCCGACGGAAUCUUGUGGAGAAAAAUGAUAGGUUGAUCUGUGAGUUUUUGCCCCGAGAGGAGGGAAAGGACGAUGUGGUCUUACAAGUCACUGCCAUCAUCCGAGAGGGUGACUUUUGAUGUUUCAUGUCUUAUGUUCUCUAUGCCGAGAAGCUAGCUAUGAUGAUACUUUAAUAACUAUUAGCUCUCCAUGAGUGAUGGUUCCCAUGGUUAGUUGUGUUAUGACAUUGCUGCUUUAAUUUAUGAGGCAUUCAACAAUACAUUGUAUUUCCAUUUUAAAAGAUUUUAUGGUUUCUUUUUGCCAAUAUUUGUUUGAGAUCCUCCUAUUAAUCGGUUGCCUUAGUUAUAUCUGAGUUUCCAUUCUGAUGUAAAAGAUCAACAACCUCUGAGAGCUUGAAG
Cuscuta europaea is the source of this 1359-nucleotide messenger RNA. NCBI's taxonomy places the organism in Eukaryota, Viridiplantae, Streptophyta, Magnoliopsida, Solanales, Convolvulaceae. The record is from the annotation of a GenBank genome assembly.